This is a messenger RNA of Truncatella angustata, 4023 nucleotides long. RefSeq lists its product as uncharacterized. NCBI's taxonomy places the organism in Eukaryota, Fungi, Ascomycota, Sordariomycetes, Amphisphaeriales, Sporocadaceae. Bases 138 to 3605 code for a protein of 1155 amino acids. The transcript is spliced from 13 exons. The record is from RefSeq and is a predicted model, not a curated record.
CCUUGUUCGCAUGUCGCUACUUGUAGACAUUUUUGAUCAAGAAGUAUUAAAACCUCAGCCGUACCUCAUUUGACUUCGGUUUCAGUUCUUUUUUCUACUCCUACCUCCCUGCAAUUAUCAUAAGAAGCCACAAUAAGAUGGCCUCCCUUUCUUCAAGUGAUAGCAAAGCGGAAGUCGGCGACUCUGGCAAGUCAGUUCCGAUUUCGCGAUAUUUUGCCACGCCUUCAUCUGGAAUAACGUCCAAGAUACCAGACACAAUCGUAGAGCCUUCGAGCCUGCCACAACUGCCCUCCUUCAGUUUCUCCCCAGAACUUCCGGCUGAAGAAAGUAGUGGCUUACGGCCACAGUCACCGUUCCGCCUCGGCCAGACGAGCAACUCGACAGAACGACUUAGCACACCCCCAGUUGGACGACCAUUGUUGUCUCAGGGCCCUGGCGGUGUCCUGGGAGAAAAUGCGUUCACUUUCCGAUUCCUUUAUAAUGCAUCUCCAACCCCAUCACCUCGACCUUCUCCAACGCCCUCACCACAGACCUUACCAUCGCAGCCACCAGGGCAGUUGCAAACAGACUUCGGGUUUUCAAGUCUAACUCUGGACCAGAGUUCAGGUGUAGCAUCCUCCACACUCGGGUUCCCCAAACUGGAUCCCAGUGCAAAGCCCCCUAUCUUUGGCUCUGCAUCAAGCCUUUCGAAAACCCCAAUCCACCGAGGAUCACCCGUGUUCAAAGCCUCUGAACCAUCGGCUUCUGGCAAGACGACUCCUGACGUCGGGCUCUCUAGACCUGUAGCUACUCAGGAUCAUGGGUCGUCAUCUGCUUCAGAAGUCGUGUCUGGCAGCGGAGCGUCCAUAUUUGGAUCAUUAUGUAUACCAAAACCGGUGAAGUCUUUACUUGGUACUGGGUUCUCUAUUUCCGGAUCCUCGCAAGAAGUAUUUGGACCAAGUAUCUUGGCCCAACCUAGGUCCUCUGAAUCCGGAUCUUCGAAAUCGCUUCCAGCUAUCACAAAACUGUCUACUCAGAAUCCAAAAGAUCUCAAGCUAGCCGCGUUGUCUGACCAGAAAAAAGUACCUAAACCAUACAAUGUCUCCCAUGAGGAAGCUCCACCACAUCCUUUGUUCACUUUUUUAUUUCAGUCAGCAAUGACCAGAGGUCUGGCCAUCGCAAGGGACGUGGAAGCUUUGAUCCAGGGCUUCAGAUGUUCGAUAGGCCUGGAUGACGAUCUGCGAAGACUUCUGAGCGAUGCCGAGAAGCUUAACAAUUUCGCCUGCUCUGACACUCGAACGGUUGCGAUUCUCGGUGAUUCUGGUCAAGGCAAAAGUAGUCUUGUCAACUCUCUUCUUCAUUUCCCAGGUAUAGCUAAGACGGGGGACAUUGGUUCUGCUUGUACGUCUGUCGUUACAGAAUACAGACACAGACGGGAAUGUCAUUCGGCUCCUAUCACCAUCGAGGUUGAGUAUCUGAAACAGGAUGGAAUUGAAAACAUGGUAAAGGAACUUCUUUGGAGCUAUCGGCAGCUCUUCCUACCCGGAGUCGAGUCUGACGCCACAUCUGAAGCUGAUUAUGCUCGUUACACAAGAGAAUCGGAUCAGGCAUGGUCAGCACUUGAAGCAGCUUUCAGCCACCGGAGCGAGUUCAAGAAAGAGCUCUUGCAAGACAUGUCGGAAGGAUCUCUGGAGAAGAUUCAAGAACUACUGGUCGGGUGGGCUCGCGAGAUAAAGUGGCCAUCGACUGACGAUGCUGGAUUCUGGAAGUCGACGGCUACUUCGGCAGAUGAAUGCUGUGAAAAGACGAAUAUCUUUAUGCAGGAUCGAUACUGGCCAUUCACUAAGAUUAUUCGCAUUUACGUCAGCGCCAAGGUCCUUAAAACUGGCCUGGUCCUCGCAGAUCUUCCCGGUAAGGGACUUUCGAGAAAUUUGUACAAGAACGCAAUUAAAAAGUUUCUAGGAUUGCAAGACACAAAUUUGGCACGCGUCCGAGCAACACAGGAGUAUUUGCUGAAGUGUAACAGCAUUCUGCUCGUCACGAAUAUCUCUCGUGCCAUCACCGACCAAUCCUUGAAAUCAUCCCUUUACAAGGUCCUAUCUCGACAUAUUCCUGUCGCAUGGGAGGAAUCGGGUGGUAAGGGAUUGAAUUUAGCUGUUGUGUGUACAAAAUCCGAGGACAUCAACCUCAAGGCUGCGAAGGCAGAAUUCUGUGGCCCAUCCAAGCCGAUCACAAAGGACACGAUAGAGCAACUGGACAAGGAAUUGGAAGAUGCUAAAAAUGCGGGUCAUGGUGCACGUAAGAAAGAGGUUAAGUGGAAACAGCAAAUGCUGCUCAUGCAGGCGAGAAAUAGGCAUGUGGAGAUUGGUCUCCAAAAGGCCUACGCAUCUAAGGUACCGGGAGGGGAGCUUGAUGUUUUCUGUGUUUCAAACACGAUGUAUGAGAAGUAUGCAGAGAAUGGCAACGGAGAGCUCGUUCGAGCUAGCCGUAUACCUGAGCUUCGUCAAUUCUGCUACAGCAUCACGGCAGAGGCGCAUUUCCGGGAAGCAUCGCAUUUCCUUCGAUCCGAACUUUUGAACUUGCUCAACUCUUUACAAAUUUGGGCUAGUACAGGUGGUAUCAACCUGUGUCAGCCGCAGACAGAUGGUCUUGAUGAUUCCCUGUACCCCAUACUUGACGAUGUCGGAGUGGAGCUUUCUAAUGCCAGUUCGGACCUUGGCAAUGAUUUUAACUCCUGUUUCAAAGAGCAGGUACUCCAAUUCUUGGAGAAACGGCACGUAGAAUGGGAGAAAGCAGCUUCUAGUGAGGGAGACCGGUGGGCCAAGUGGCAUUGGACUCAGUAUUACGGUUUCUGUCUGAAUAAUGGCCAUCACGAAACAUCGAAACGACCUAGGGAAGACUGGAAUGCCAAAAUACUAUGGAAAAUGCGUAUGGAGCUUGAAUACCAGUGGGACCUUGUUGAAGACGAGAUACCUGUGGUGUUUGACACGCUUCUGAAUACGGUGAAGACUGAGCUGAAUUAUGUGAAAGAUCAACUCAAAAACUCUUCUUCAUCUAAGAUCUGCGACACAUUAUUAGAAGGCGUCGACGCUCGAAUUCGUUCGGUCGAGUAUAGCCUCGAGCUCUUGAAAGGGAACUUCGCAACCGGGAUAAGACUCGUGCGGAGCAAUGCGUCCGAAUCGAACUCCAACUCGUUCGUUCUGAGCGAAAUGAUACCAGCCUACAGGUCGGCUUCGAGUCAGCGUGGUAAGAGUCACAAUAAGAUGUCAAUACUUGACCGCAAUGUUCCAAGACUGACGGGUAACAUUCGAGUAGGUAACGGCAGAGAUCAUCUGCAGAAGGAGAUAGUCCAAGGUCGAAUCAAAAACGGCACGCUCUUCCCAAACAUUUCCGUCGCAAUUUCGGACGCGAUAAAGCGCGUCGUCCAGGAAACAGAAAAGAGUGUAAAGGCGAUGCUAUCCCAACAGGUUGGCUCCAUCAAGGACGAUCUAUGUCUCGCUAUAACAUCAGAGCGACACAGUGGCGAUGCGGCUAGAAGGAGGGAGGUUGAAAGUUUUGCUAAGGAGCUAACGAGACUUAAGGAACAUCAUUUCGCAAUGCUGGAAUCUAUCACUUCCCUGAGCUAGGCGUGGCGGUCGGCGGUGGUAGAAGACGUCGUAGCACUUAAGAGUUCAGCGAGCAAGCUAUCAUUCCCUCUGGUGGCCAUAGAAAUGCUAAACACAGUUACUUCGCCUCAUAGAUCUUGUACCAGGCUCUAGUCAGCUAGCCAAUAGUGUUCAAUAAGCACACGGCUAAAUGAACCAGUCGGACCCAAUUCCAGUUGAUCGGGCUCUAUUGAUGGAAGCUAGGUCCCGGCAGCCCUUUACUGAAUUUUAGUGGGCGUUUCAGUAUUCAAUGCCCAGAUGUUCUCCUAUAAAGCUUGAAAGGAGAGCUUUAAUCUACUACUACUUAUUGGAUAUACUGGUCAUACUUAGCCUGCAUGAACUGCGGCAACAUACACGUUGUUAACGAUUGAUAUGGGUGGUACCUGGAUUGAAACAAACA